Apaloderma vittatum (bar-tailed trogon) is the source of this 1170-nucleotide messenger RNA. RefSeq names its product PHD finger protein 14 (gene PHF14). NCBI's taxonomy places the organism in Eukaryota, Metazoa, Chordata, Aves, Trogoniformes, Trogonidae. The transcript is spliced from 9 exons. The annotation marks the transcript as partial. The record is from RefSeq and is a predicted model, not a curated record.
GCUCGAAUCAACGCCAGGCUGCAGCAGUACCGAGCCAAGGCGGAGCUGGCCCGCACCACCCGCCCGCAGGCCUGGGUGCCCAGGGAGAAGCUGCCGCGGCCCCUCACCAGCAGCGCCUCGGCCAUCCGCAAGCUGAUGCGCAAAGCCGAGCUCAUGGGAAUCAGCACGGACAUUUUCCCGGUGGAUACUUCAGAUACGAGCUCCAGUGUCGACGGAAGAAGAAAACAUAAGCAACCAGCGCUCACCGCCGAUUUUGUCAACUAUUACCUCGAGAGAAAUAUGCGCAUGAUUCAGAUCCAGGAAAAUAUGGCUGAGCAGAAGAAUAUCAAGGAUAAAUUAGAAAAUGAGCAAGAAAAGCUUCAUGUGGAGUAUAAUAAGCUGUGUGAGUCCUUGGAAGAGCUACAAAACAUGAAUGGAAAGCUGCGGAACGAGGGGCAAGGCAUUUGGGCUCUGCUGGGUCGAAUCAUUGGACAGAAAUUGAACAUACCGGCAAUCUUACGGGCUCCUAAGGAAAGGAAACCAAGUAAAAAGGAAGGAGGAACACAAAAGACAUCUACGCUUCCCGCUGUACUUUAUAGUUGUGGCAUUUGCAAGAAGAACCACGAUCAGCACCUGCUGCUGCUGUGUGAUACGUGUAAACUCCAUUAUCACCUUGGGUGCCUGGAUCCACCUCUUACGAGGAUGCCAAGGAAGACCAAGAACAGUUACUGGCAGUGCUCAGAGUGUGACCAGGCAGGCAGCAGUGACAUGGAGGCUGAUAUUGCCAUGGAAACCUUGCCAGAUGGGACCAAAAGAUCAAGGAGGCAGAUUAAGGAACCAGUGAAAUUUGUUCCGCAGGACGUGCCACCGGAACCCAAGAAAAUUCCAAUCAGAAACACGAGAACUAGAGGACGAAAACGAAGCUUUGUGCCUGAAGAAGAAAAACCUGAGGAACGAAUCCCCAGGGAAAGAAGACAGCGACAAUCUGUUCUGCAGAAGAAGCCCAAGUCGGAGGAUUUGAGGACCGAAUGUGCUACCUGCAAAGGGACUGGAGACAAUGAAAAUCUAGUCAGGUGUGAUGAGUGCCGACUUUGCUACCAUUUCGGCUGUCUAGACCCUCCUUUGAAAAAAUCUCCUAAGCAGACUGGCUACGGAUGGAUUUGUCAGGAAUGUGACUCUACGUCCUCCAAA